Molecule: messenger RNA, 1350 nt
Organism: Apaloderma vittatum (bar-tailed trogon)
Lineage: Eukaryota; Metazoa; Chordata; Aves; Trogoniformes; Trogonidae
Product: cryptochrome DASH-like
Exons: 13
Biological process (GO): photoreactive repair
Molecular function (GO): deoxyribodipyrimidine photo-lyase activity; FAD binding; damaged DNA binding
Source: RefSeq, a predicted model, not a curated record
AAGGAUCUGAGGGAAACACUCAAGAAAAAAGGAAGUACCCUGGUUGUGAGGAAGGGGAAACCAGAAGAUGUGGUCCGUGACUUGAUUAUACAGUUGGGCUCUGUCUGUGCAGUGGCUUUCCAUGAAGAGGCCACGCAGGAGGAGCUGGAUGUGGAGAAGGGGCUGUGCCAGGUGUGCAGUCAGCACGGGGUGAAGGUUCACACGUUCUGGGCGUCCACGCUGUAUCAUCGGGACGACCUUCCCUUCAGGCCUAUUGCCAGGUUGCCCGAUAUCUACACCCAUUUCCGAAAAGCGGUGGAAUCUGAGGCGAAGGUCCGGCCAACCCUGCAGGUGGCGGAUCAGCUGAAGCCUCUGGCUCCAGGGGUGGAAGAGGGGUCUAUCCCUACAAUGGAGGAUUUGGGACAGGAGGAUCCUGUGACUGAUCCACGAACAGCCUUCCCCUGCAGUGGAGGAGAGACCCAGGCUUUAAUGAGACUGCAAUAUUAUUUUUGGGACACGAACCUGGUUGCAUCUUACAAAGAGACUCGGAAUGGACUGCUGGGAAUGGAUUACUCAACGAAAUUUGCACCAUGGCUGGCGCUGGGCUGCAUUUCGCCUCGAUACAUCUACGAGCAGAUCCGGAAGUAUGAAAAGGAGAGAACGGCAAAUCAGAGCACGUACUGGGUCCUGUUUGAACUGCUGUGGCGGGAUUACUUCCGAUUUGUGGCCCUGAAGUAUGGCAGAAGGAUUUUCUCAGUAAGAGGGCUUCAAAGUAAAGAUGUUCCAUGGAAAAAGGACCUUCAGCUCUUUGACCGUUGGAAAGAAGGCAAAACAGGGGUUCCCUUUGUCGAUGCCAACAUGCGAGAGCUGGCUGCAACGGGCUUCAUGUCUAACCGAGGGCGGCAGAAUGUCGCCAGCUUUCUCAGCAAGGACCUGGGUCUGGACUGGAGGAUGGGGGCAGAAUGGUUCGAAUAUCUGCUGGUGGAUUAUGAUGUUUGUAGCAACUACGGCAACUGGUUGUACAGCGCUGGUGUUGGUAACGACCCACGGGACAACAGGAAGUUUAACGUGAUUAAACAAGGCCUGGAUUACGAUGGCAAUGGGGAUUACGUUCGGCUGUGGGUCCCAGAACUACAGGGCAUAAAGGGAGCAGACGUCCACGGCCCUUGGGCCCUGAGCAGGGCUGCUCUCUCCCAGGCAGGAGUGACUCUGGGUGAGACCUACCCAUGGCCAGUUGUGACAGCCCCGGAGUGGAGCCGACACAUCAACCAGAGGCCUGUGAGUACUGGGAAGGUUUGGAUGGGGCGGAGAGGACCUGCACACAAGGACAGAGGAAUAGAUUUUUACUUUUCUCGAAAGAAAGAUGUGUGA